AUGGCUCCCAGUUCACCGCACCGCGUGGUCGAAUGCAAGACCAUCGAUGGCACGGACAUUUCCGGCUGGCUUUACGAAGUCCCUGGGCUGGCUCCGGCUAUCAUCAUGUCUCACGGUUUCAACUGCGUCAAAGAGAUGGCACUACCAGACGUAGCCGAACUCUUCCACGCUCUGGGCUACAACGUACUCCUGUACGAUGCACGCAGUGUAGGAAACAGCGGCGGCACACCCCGCAACCUGGUGAACCCGCUACAGUUCGCAGAGGAUUUGUCCGAUGUAUACACCUACGUCUCUCGCCUCCCCACCGUAGACGCCACCAAGAUAAUCCUCUGGGGACUAUCCUUCGGCUCCGUAGUCAGCGCCUGCAACGCAGCCGUCGACCACCGCGCCAAAGCCGUCAUCAUGGUGUGCCCGCUUUUCAGCUACGUGCAACCCUCGCGCGAAGACGCCGCCUUCGCUCAAGUCAUCAAGGACCGCGUGUCGCAACUCCGCGGCAACGAGCCCUACUCACUGCAGCCCUUCUCACCCGACGGCACAAACCCCAUCGGUAUGGCUGGCUCUGGCGGACCCGGCGGAGACGAAGCCUACCAUUUCAUGCAGCUGGCCGCCGAGAAGGGCGCAGAGGGUUUCCGCGACCGCAUUGCCCUGCAAACGUACCAGAAGCUUGCGCUGUUCCGCCCAAAGGAGUGUCUGGAUAUGAUACGCUGCCCGGUUAUGACGGUGAUUCCGGAAUUCGACGACAUCUCGUCGCCGCAGGAGCAGGCUGAGAGCGUCGCGAGAAUCAAGGCGCCGAGUCAAGUGUACUGGGCUAAAGGAAAGGGCCAUUUGAAUGUAGUGACUGGCGAGGACGUGGGGCAGUUGGUGACGGAUAUGGAUGCGUUCAUCAAGGCAGUUCUCAGGGGCGACACGCAGGCGUUUGUGAAGGCGCCUUGA
Alternaria atra is the source of this 933-nucleotide messenger RNA. RefSeq lists its product as uncharacterized. The transcript is spliced from 3 exons. NCBI's taxonomy places the organism in Eukaryota, Fungi, Ascomycota, Dothideomycetes, Pleosporales, Pleosporaceae. Bases 1 to 933 code for a protein of 310 amino acids. The record is from RefSeq and is a predicted model, not a curated record.